AUGAGCGAGACAGCCCAAACGGCCUCGGGCCAAACUCUGACUCCAGGUCAAAUCGAAAUCAUCGUCGCUUUCGAAAGGGCCGGCGCCUCUCUCUCAAUACUGGCUCUUCUCUUAAUAUUCGGUGCAUUCGCAGCAUUGAAACGCCUUCGUACCGUACCAAACACAUUCAUCGUGUUCGCUUCUUUUGCCAAUUUGGGCGCCAGCGUCGCAUGCUUGAUGGGAUACAAUGGAGUUCAGGCAGGCAAAGAGACUCCUCUAUGCCAAGCACAGGCAUUCAUGUUUGAGCUUUUUAUGCAAUCAGAUCCAUGGUGGUCCUUUGCUAUGGCUGUCAACGUCUACAUGGUGUUCUUCUUCGCCGCAAACCCCAAGAGCUUCCUGUGCUAUUGGUGGGCCUACGUUAUCGUCUGUUACGGUAUUCCAUUGAUUCCAUCAUUAUGGCUCUUGCUAGUUCAUGAUGAACAGGACGGGUCCGUGUAUGGUGAUGCUACUAGACUAUUCGUGAACGCGGCUAGUAUGGGCGGGAUCGCGGCCCAGGUGACACAGACUACCACAAUACACCAUGUGAACGUUCAACAAGAUCCCACAUGUCAGUCAUCCGGGACGGCUAAUUGGUUCGAUUCUCCAACUAGAGACACUACGGAUCAUGAGAUUAUCGAUGGCAACCCCCUCUCGCCAACGUAUCACACCGUUACGCACAUUACUGCGAGCCGCACUCCAAAAGAACCAUGGCACAGCCGUCUACGUAAGGCAUACACAAGAUGGUGCAGCAAAUUCAGCAACAUGGACCCUAUCAAGCUAGCGUACUUGAGAACAUCCUUUGUCUUUGCUAUAUCGGUCUUGGUGACCUGGACCCCAAGUUCGAUCAACAGGGUUCAUGACCUUGUCGCUAGAAGUGGCGCUAGUUUCGGACUCAAUCUGGCAAGCGGCAUUGUGCUCCCAUUGCAGGGUGUUUGGAAUGCAGUCAUAUUCUUUUCAACAAGUUGGAGGGCACUAAAGGAAGAAAUUCUUGGUGCUGUCUGCAGAGCAAAGGGGCUACCUCGGGGCCACCAAGCAGCAAGUGCGGUCCGGAACGAAUGGGAUAAAGGCCUUGAGCUGGACCAAAGACCAGGUCGCAUUUGCCGGGACGAUGCGGCCAGUGAAGUCACUGGGAGUACGAUGAGAAUUAUGCGUGACGGUUCACUGAGCAGUCUGUAA
Messenger RNA from Neoarthrinium moseri, 1194 nucleotides. RefSeq lists its product as uncharacterized. Gene Ontology annotation, biological process: adenylate cyclase-activating G protein-coupled receptor signaling pathway. The coding region runs from base 1 to 1194 and encodes 397 amino acids. Gene Ontology annotation, molecular function: G protein-coupled receptor activity. Gene Ontology annotation, cellular component: plasma membrane. The transcript has 3 exons. Lineage: Eukaryota; Fungi; Ascomycota; Sordariomycetes; Amphisphaeriales; Apiosporaceae. The record is from RefSeq and is a predicted model, not a curated record.